GUUUCAUGUUGAAUGUAUUUUUGGCUAUUGUAUUGCUGCUGGGUUUGAGAUUCGUAAAUCCUAAAUAUUUAUUCAUCAUUCUGACCAAUAUUUGUAUCCUUUUCAGUAAUGUAAUCACAUUACUGGCUAUUCAUUUACAUUUUGAUAUUGAUUAUUAACAAAUCGUGUAUUUCCAACAUGGAUAUAAAAUUUAUGAAACCAAUACAACCUAAGGUCUUCAAAGCAAUCAAAGACCUGGAUAUUGAAGCUCUUAAGAAUUUUACACAAGAUGAAAUGAGACCUAUAAUACCAUGUUUGGUUCGAAUGACACUUAUUGCCCCACUCGACACGACCAGAGCUUGUGGAGAAGCUAAGAAAGACGUACUCACGCUGCUGGCCGGUAUAGACUUGGUUAAUUUCAUUGUAUCCCUGUUAUCUAUUGAAUUUAAUGCAUUAGAAAGUGACCUUAAGAAAGAGCAGCAAAUGAGAUUGAAAAAUGGAUCACAGUGCACUGAAACCUUUCUGAUACAAAGUAUAAAUAAUGGUAUAACUAGUGACUUUGAACAGUCAGACUCUCCUCGGAAAGUUCGAUUGGUUUUAUCAGAAUUGUUACUGAUGCAAGCACAGUUGGCUGAGUACAACCAAAACAAGAAUUCCAAUGUAGAAUGUGGUGUAAAGCCAUCAGAACUGUUUGACAAUGAUGUGUACCUGGAAGAAGUCACUGAUGUUAUCAACAUCAGUCUUGCAGAACUGCCAAACUUACUCAAUGUUAUUGACAUUGUUGAAGUGUUGCUUUAUGUCAACAAAGGUCCUAUUAUAAUAUCAUGGGUGCUGGCAAACAUGCCUGAUUCUGUACAAGAAGUGGCUGAAUCACUUGUGAUGAAUGCUGACAGAAGUGAAGAAGGUGGUAUUAGAGCUAAAACUCUAACCACUUUGUGUGCUGCCUGUCCACAUUUGGCAGCAGCUGUUAGAUCGAAAGCCGCAUCAGCAUCCCGGCUGCCUUCACUGGUCAUUACACUUACCUUGACGCAUCACCAUGAUGACUUGGUUUCCUUUAUGUCUGGGCUCCUACUUGGAUCGGACCAAACAACAAGAGCUUGGUUUGCUACAUUCUUACGUAACUCCCACAAAAGAGGCAAGGGUGAUGGGCAUGCGGCAUUAACAAAACUAAGGCAGGAAUUACUGAACAGGCUGAAAGAUGCCACUGCUGGUGUUGAGGCAUCAGCUCUACUGCGACUUUACUGUGCUCUCAGGGGGAUUGCAGGAAUAAAGUUCCAAGACGAUGAAGUAGCUGGACUAUUGAGGCUUGUUACACAAAAACCACCACCAACCCCAGCUGGAGUACGAUUUGUGUCCUUAAGUCUCUGCAUGAUUCUUGCCUGUCCGUCUUUGAUGGCUGCUCCUGACCACGAGAAAAAGGCCAUAGAAUGGGUGCAAUGGCUAGUUAAAGAAGAAGCUUACUUUGAAAGUAAUUCUGGGGUAACAGCAUCAUUUGGUGAAAUGCUGUUAUUGAUAGCUAUACAUUUCCACUCUGGUCAGUUGACAGCCGUCGGUGAACUAGUGUGCGCCACUCUUGGAAUGCGCGUACCAGUUCGCCCUAAUGGGUUAGCAAGAAUCAAACAAGCAUUUACUCAAGAAAUCUUUACUGAACAGGUUGUAACAGCCCAUGCCGUGAAAGUACCGGUAACAGCGAAUCUUAAUAGUAACAUACCAGGUUAUUUACCAGUUCAUUGCAUUCACCAACUCUUAAAAUCUCGGGCAUUUUCUAAACAUAAAGUCCCUAUUAAAAAUUGGAUUUAUCGUCAAAUAUGCAACUGCACAGCACCCUUGCAUCCCGUUAUGCCAGCCUUAGUUGAAGUGUAUGUCAAUUCCAUACUUAUUGUUAACAACAAAGGCACUAAUGAAUAUGUCAACAAGCCCAUAAUGGAAGAAGAAAUCAGGAAAGUGUUUAGAAAUUCCAUAUUUGGUGCAAAUUUUGAUGUACAGAGUAAACCAUUUGCACCAAUGGAAAUCGAUAAUGGAGAAACAUCUACAGAAAUUAACAUAGAAAAACCAACUCUUGCAUCACAGCUACUCUUAAUUUACUACCUACUAUUGUAUGAAGAUGUACGAUUAGCCAACACCGCGACACUCAUGACAAAUGGACGGAAAGUAAAGAGUUACUCAGCAGCUUUCCUAUCUGAGCUACCAAUAAAAUAUUUACUCCAUCAGGCUCAAAAAGACCAGAUGAGUUACGGUGGUUUAUUCAGUCCCUUACUUCGCCUAUUAGCUACGCACUUCCCACAACUGUCUCUGGUUGAUGACUGGAUGGACGAUCAAGUUUUUGGAGAUUCAAACCGCCACCAAGUAGAUGUAAAUCUUUCAGAAACCGCUAUAAACGAUGCAUUCCAAACAAUCGAAGAAAACCCCUACAAGACUGGAAAGAUUUUAAAAGCUAUGCUUAACAAGAAUCCUACAGACAUAUGGCCUUAUGCUGAAACAUUUGUAAAGUAUUUCAAAAGUGUACUUGGGGAUGAAGUUCCGCGACACAUUCAAGAAUUAUAUCACGAGGUAUGGUUACGCCUCAAUACAGUACUGCCGCGUUGCUUGUGGAUAAUGACAAUCAACGCUUUACUCGAUAUCAAUGGGGGUGUCAAGAAUGUAACCAUCACACAGGAGAACGUGUUGGUAGACCCUUUACAAGUGUUACGCUGCGACAUCAGAGUUUUCAGAUGCGGGCCUAUUUUAAAAAUAAUAUUACGGAUUCUCGAAGCAAGUUUAGCUGCUUCUAGAAGUCAACUUAGUCGACAUUUAUUAGACAAACCCUUGCUUGAAAAAAGUGGACAACUCAAUUCAGAUGCUGAAAGAGAAGAACUUAAGAAUGCUUUGGUCGCAGCACAAGAAAGUGCUGCAUUGCAAAUAUUAUUGGAAGCAUGUUUGGAGACUGCAGAGGACGAAGCCAAACCUGAGCUGAUGUGGUCUCUUCGUGAAGUGAGAAGUAUAAUAUGUUCUUUUCUUCAUCAAAUAUUUAUAUCAGAGCCAUCUCUAGCUAAAUUGGUACACUUCCAAGGGUACCCUCGGAAAUUGCUGCCUGUGACAGUUCAAGGAAUUCCUUCAAUGCAUAUUUGUUUAGAUUUCAUACCAGAACUCCUUAGCCAGGCGUCACUCGAAAAACAAAUAUUUGCUGUAGACCUUGUAUCACAUUUGUCUAUACAGUACGCCUUACCCAAAGCUAUGUCUAUUGCAAGAUUAUGCGUCAACACUUUGUCGACAUUGUUAUCGGUUCUCCCAAGUGACUUGCGAUUGGAACUGUUCCAACCGGUGCUUAAAUCUUUAGUAAGGAUUUGUACCGCAUUUCCGUCGCUACUAGAAGACAUAACUUCGCUGCUACUACAACUUGGAAGAAUUUGCGAGUCUCAGGCAUCUCUAGGCCAUUGCUGGAAUGAUACCAGUAUACUUGGUGAAGGAGCCUAUGUGCCUUCUGAUGUGCAACCUGAUACUAAAGUUUUGGUUGCCGAAGUUCUAUGUAGGGAUAUCAAAGUAACAAUGUCUGAAAUUGUUGAAAAAGCAUUAUUAAAUGAUAAACUGUAUUAAAUUUGUUCACCUUAUUGUAAGUGGAUUUAUUUUAUCAAUAAAGAAAUAAAAACAUUUUCAGUAA
Molecule: messenger RNA, 3616 nt
Organism: Spodoptera litura
Lineage: Eukaryota; Metazoa; Arthropoda; Insecta; Lepidoptera; Noctuidae
Gene: IntS2
Product: integrator complex subunit 2
Biological process (GO): snRNA 3'-end processing
Cellular component (GO): integrator complex
Source: RefSeq, a predicted model, not a curated record